This is a messenger RNA of Rhinichthys klamathensis goyatoka, 3254 nucleotides long. It is a transcript of the gene phtf2, whose product is annotated as putative homeodomain transcription factor 2. Lineage: Eukaryota; Metazoa; Chordata; Actinopteri; Cypriniformes; Leuciscidae. The coding region runs from base 252 to 2501 and encodes 749 amino acids. The transcript is spliced from 20 exons. Gene Ontology annotation, cellular component: endoplasmic reticulum. The record is from RefSeq and is a predicted model, not a curated record.
AGAGAGAGAGAGAGAGAGAGAGAGAGAGAGAGAGAGAGAGAGAGAGAGAGAGAGAGAGAGAACAACAGUGGAAUCAAGCGCGAUCUCCAUCAUCUUCAUCAUCUUCAUCUCCGCGGUAAUCUUCCGUCUGUGUGUCGAAGAACUAAAGCGGCUCGUUGCGGGUUCCUCAGUGUCGGGUUCUCCUCAUGUCGAGACGCUGAUCCAUCAGAUUCGCCUCUAGAAUGAUCCAGCGUGAGACUCUUGACAUGUAAAUGGCGUCUAAAGUGCGAGAUGCUGUUCUCUGGUACCAGAAGAAGAUCGGUGCGUAUGACCAGCAGAUAUGGGAGAAAUCAGUGGAACAGAGAGAGAUCAAGUUCAUUAGACGGGGUCUGAGGAACAAACCGAAGAAGACGGGUCAUGUGAAGCCGGACCUGAUUGACGUGGAUCUGGUCAGAGGUUCUGCGUUUGCUAAAGCGAAGCCAGAGAGCCCGUGGACGGCUCUGACCCGGAAGGGCAUCGUCAGGGUGGUGUUCUUCCCCUUCUUCUUCCGCUGGUGGAUCCAGGUCACGUCCAGGACCGUCUUCUACCUGCUGCUGUCUCUCUACCUGCUGCAGGUGGUGGCAGUGCUGUUGUUCUUCAGUGUCUCCUCUCCUCAUGGCGUUCCCGUCACCGAGGUGUUCGGCUCCGUCUGGCUGAUGCUGCUGUUGGGAACCGUUCACUGCCAGAUCGUCUCCACGCACACACACACACACACACCCAAACCCAGCGGCGGGAGGAGGCGCAGGAAGUUGAGGAAAGCGGCUCAUUUGGACAUUCAUAGGGAAGGCGACGGCUCUAGCACUACCGAUAACACACAGGAGGGGUCGCAGGGGUCACAGGGGUCGCAGGGGUCGCAAGGCCUCGUCAUCUUCUGCAGAGACUUCUGGCAUGAUCUCUUUAAAGUGGGGUCUAAGAAGUAUAAGCUGUCGCUGGAUAAGUCCACGGAGACGGAUAACGGGUACGUGUCUCUGGACGGGCGGAUCACCAGUAAGAGCAGCGAGGAGGGUCUGCUGGGUCUGCAUCUGCACGAGCCUCACUGCGAGCUGAGGAGCGCUGAGGACACACACCUGAGCCCACUCAGCCCCACACACACCACAGGGAAGUGUCUGCCUGAGGCUGCGGCUCCUCGCGCUGUGGAGAACAUGUCUGACGAAGCGUCCAGUGAAGAAGAUCCGGAGAACUACAGCUCGCUCCGCAAGAGCAGCGACUGCACACUGAGACACAGGAAAACACAGCACUAUAAGAAGCAUUACACCGCUGAGGAGCCGCUGAAGUCGGGCUGCCGCUCGCGCUGCUCCAGCUCCCGUACGCAGGACUCUGAGAGCACGAGGCACGAGUCUGAGACGGAGGAUGUUCUGUGGGAAGAGUUCCUGCACUGUGUGGAGUGUCGCUCGUCCUGCAGCAGCGAGACCGAGGCCGACGCGGCCAGCGCCAAGAAGGAGUUCAGAGACGACCCGUUCCAUCAGGGCCACGCCCCGUGGCUCCACAGCUCUCACCCGGGCCUGGAGCGGGUCAGCGCCAUCGUGUGGGAGGGAAACGAGUGCAAGAAAGCAGACAUGUCUGUGCUGGAGAUCAGCGGCAUGAUCAUGAACCGGGUGAAUCUCUGCACUCCAGGCAUCGGCUAUCAGAUCUUUGGGAAUCUGGUGUCGGUGGCGCUGGGAUUGACUCCGCUGGCGUUCCGGCUGUUCCAGUAUAAACACGAGGAUCUGCUGUCGUCGCUCCCGGCCGGAGAAAUCCUGUCCAUCGCCAUCGGCUCCACGGACCCGCUCGUGAUCGGCAUGGUGUGUGUGAGCCUGCUGGUGCGAGUGUGUCUCGUCUGGCUCUUCUUCUUCCUGCUCAGUGUCGCGGAGAGGACGUACAAGCAGCGGCUGCUGUUUGCGAAGUUGUUUGGUCACCUGACAUCGGCGCGGAGAGCCAGGAAAUCUGAAGUCCCUCAUUUCCGUCUGAAGAAAGUGCAGAAUAUCAAGAUGUGGCUCUCGCUGCGCUCAUACCUGAAGCGGAGAGGUCCUCAGCGCUCGGUGGAUGUGAUCGUCUCCUCUGCGUUUCUCCUCACGCUCUCCGUGGUUUUCAUCUGCUGUGCUCAGCUGCUUCACGUUCACGAGACGUUCCUGGAGUUCCACUAUAACUGGGAGCUGUUGAUCUGGUGUGUGUCGCUGUCUCUGUACCUGCUGAGGUUCGUCACGCUGGGAUCCGAGACCAGCAAGAAGUACAGCAACACCUCCAUCUUACUGACCGAACAGAUUAAUUUGUACUUGAAAAUGGAGAAGAAACCAAAUAAGAAGGAAGAACUCACUCUGGUCAACAACGUCCUCAAACUGGCCACCAAAUUACUGAAGGAGCUGGACGCCCCGUUCCGCCUGUACGGGCUGACGAUGAAUCCUCUGCUGUACAACAUCACGCAGGUGGUGAUCCUGUCGGCCGUGUCGGGGGUCAUCAGUGACAUGCUGGGCUUCAACCUGAAGCUGUGGAAGAUCAAAUCCUGACGCGGCUCGAGGGAUUCUGCACCGAACACACACGACUCGUCCUGACCGUGACCUCUGACCCCGUUGUUAGGAGUGCUUGUGCAAUUCAGCUAUUUAUUUGACCCUUUCAGUGUUUCUUUUUUAUUCUCAAGUAUUUGUUUUAGCUGUUACAAUUGUUUUAAGUAUUAUUUUAGCUCGGGAUGUGACGUUCUCAUAGGAAAGAUAGUGCAGCGUUGCAGGUGUUUUGCAGUCUGAUAUUUAAGACUGCUGUGAGUUACUGAAACCAGGAGUUUGAAGAGGAAAGACCCGUGAGGUCAGGGGUCAGGGGUCGUGAUGAACAGAUGAAACUGACACACACACGUUUAUAUUUUGAUCUGUUUUUCAGCUUUGCUCUGUGUUUAUAUUCUCAGAAGUGUCGGUGAGCUGAAACGAACUCUGAUGCGUCUUCAGUAACACGAGUGUGUGUGUGUGUGUGUGUGUGGGGGGGGGGGGGUCAGCGGUUAGGAAAGCCUCAAGAUGUGCACUUUACAGCAGAAAAUGUUACAUGUUUCAGUCAAAAGCGUCUUGGCGUUGUGUUUUUGUUUGGGACAGACGGUGUAACGACCAAAGUGUUUAUUUGCGUGUUUUGCUGAAUGUAUUCGAGACUCUUUGACUGACAGUUUCUUUGUUGUGAGUUUGUUUUUGCCUGUUUUGGUUUUGAUUCGUAUAGAUCCAUAUUUCUGUUCAUGGAGGGAAAAUGUUCUGUUACAAAGAAACACUACUUGAGGAAAUGGA